AUGCCGGGUCCCGCCUCCUGCGCCGGGACAGCCACGACAACGACGGAAGCGUCACUGGCCGGUUCUGACACCUCGUUGGACGAAGAGGACGUCGGUACGAUCAUGGACAGCGAGAGUCCCAGCUUCUGCAUCGACCCUGUCCAGCGGCGCAGACUUUCGAACUCAAAACUAUCGAGCAGAAUGGUUUUAGCCUCUAGGAUAAAGUGGCAGAUCAUCCUACUGGACCUCGAGCGCCAAAGCAGUCCCGCUUACUUCUGUUGUGCGAUGCAGCGGACGAUCAGAUCAACGAAGAUACCUGACGGCAGAGAGAUCGUCCCUCCUCCAUCGGGCGACGAAGACCCCUCCUGCCAAGGUGCCCAUCUGCAAGGGGUUCGACAAGAGGUCGAUGCCAUGCAGGUGCUGCACGAGCUGCAGGUGCAAUGGAUCCGCGUCGUGGCGGCCGACCGCGACGACCGCGAGUGGAAGACCAUAAUUGACCUGCGCUACGCCGCCAAGCAGAAGAGCAUGCAGCAGGACGCCGACCACACCGACUACUGGUCCUCCUCCGACGGCAACAAGGCCGGCGGCCACGACCAGCAGGCCGUGCCCAACGAGAGCGACCUCCGCUGCAUCAACCAGGCCUUCGUCGACAAUGUCAAGAAGGCCAGAAACCACCUGCGAUCGCUGCCCUGGCGCCUCGAGGGCUCCAUCGACGAUGAAGACGAGGAGGUUGCGGUGUCGAGCGUGUCAAUGAAGGGCACGGCUCUGUCAACUGGGGAUGGACGGUCCAUGUCAGCCAAGUUGGCAAUGACGUCCGUGGUUUCUCCGAUCCGGGCUCUGACCUUCAACUCUCUACCAAGCUCGAGAAGUUGA
Molecule: messenger RNA, 852 nt
Organism: Anthostomella pinea
Lineage: Eukaryota; Fungi; Ascomycota; Sordariomycetes; Xylariales; Xylariaceae
Source: the annotation of a GenBank genome assembly